This is a messenger RNA of Columba livia (rock pigeon), 5967 nucleotides long. RefSeq names its product SMAD family member 3 (gene SMAD3). Gene Ontology annotation, molecular function: DNA-binding transcription factor activity, RNA polymerase II-specific; RNA polymerase II cis-regulatory region sequence-specific DNA binding; I-SMAD binding. The coding region runs from base 658 to 1938 and encodes 426 amino acids. Lineage: Eukaryota; Metazoa; Chordata; Aves; Columbiformes; Columbidae. Gene Ontology annotation, cellular component: heteromeric SMAD protein complex. The record is from RefSeq and is a predicted model, not a curated record. Gene Ontology annotation, biological process: transforming growth factor beta receptor signaling pathway; cell differentiation; positive regulation of transcription by RNA polymerase II. The transcript is spliced from 9 exons.
AGAGCCGCGGGUCCCCCGGCACGGGUUGGGGACGCUCCUUCCCGCCGCGCGGCCCUGAGGGACCUUCCCGCCCUGCGCUCGGAGAGGGCUCGCGGCGGGAAGGCCACUGAGGGGACUCCGCAAGGCAGCGGGGCCGCAGCAGGGAGAGCCCCGUUCCGCCCGGGGAGCCGGGGCCUCCGCCCGGAGCGCGGGGGCUGCCGCCGGCGGGGACAGUGUGUGUGGGGGGAGCGGAGUUCCCGGCGGGCCGGCCGCCUCCCCGCCCUCCCUCGGCGGCGUGAGUGAGCGUGUUUGGGAGGGAAGGAGGGGGUGGAAGCCGGGCCGGGGCGGCCAGCAGGCAAUUUGCAUGAGAGACAGACUGGGAAUGAACUGGAGUGGGCGCCUCUCCGCGCACACAGAGCGGGGCAGGAGGGGGAGGAGGGAGCUGCCGCCGCUGGGGAGAGGCGGCGAACUCCGCGCAAAGUUUGGUGCCGCGGGCCCGAGGCGCUGAGACACCGGCGGGGAGAACGAGCGGAGCGGCGCCGGGCCAGGCCGAGCCACCGCCGCCCGGGGCCGGGCUUUGUGCUGCCCGCGGCGCGGCGGGGCCUGCGCGGAGCGGAGCGUGGGGCGAGCGCGGAGCCAGCGGCGGGGCGCUGCCGGCCCUUCGCCGGGAGAGCCAGCAUGUCCUCCAUCCUGCCUUUCACUCCUCCCAUCGUCAAGCGGCUCCUGGGCUGGAAGAAAGGGGAGCAGAACGGGCAGGAGGAGAAAUGGUGCGAGAAGGCGGUGAAGAGCCUGGUGAAGAAGCUGAAGAAGACGGGCCAGCUAGACGAGCUGGAGAAGGCGAUCACCACGCAGAACAUCAACACCAAGUGCAUCACCAUCCCCAGAUCAUUAGAUGGCCGGUUGCAAGUAUCUCACCGGAAAGGUCUUCCUCAUGUGAUCUACUGCCGGCUGUGGCGGUGGCCAGACCUUCAUAGCCACCAUGAGCUGCGAGCCAUGGAGAUGUGCGAGUACGCCUUCAACAUGAAGAAGGAUGAAGUCUGUGUGAAUCCUUAUCAUUACCAAAGAGUGGAAACCCCAGUGUUACCUCCAGUGCUGGUGCCUCGGCACACAGAGAUCCCAGCCGAGUUCCCGCCGUUAGACGAUUACAGUCACUCUAUUCCAGAGAACACUAACUUCCCAGCAGGUAUCGAGCCACAGAGCAACUACAUUCCAGAGACACCUCCUCCAGGCUAUUUGAGUGAGGAUGGAGAAACUAGUGACCACCAGAUGAACCCCAGCAUGGAUGCAGGUUCUCCAAACUUAUCACCAAACCCUAUGUCUCCAGCACACAAUAAUCUGGAUUUGCAGCCUGUUACCUACUGCGAACCGGCUUUCUGGUGCUCGAUAUCCUACUACGAACUGAACCAGCGCGUGGGAGAGACUUUCCACGCCUCCCAGCCCUCGAUGACCGUGGACGGUUUCACUGACCCGUCGAAUUCAGAACGUUUCUGCCUUGGUUUACUGUCCAACGUGAACAGAAACGCAGCAGUGGAACUCACCAGGCGACACAUCGGCAGAGGAGUGAGACUCUACUACAUCGGCGGCGAGGUGUUUGCUGAGUGCCUUAGCGACAGCGCCAUUUUCGUCCAGUCUCCCAACUGCAACCAGCGCUACGGCUGGCACCCAGCAACAGUCUGCAAGAUCCCACCAGGAUGUAACCUGAAGAUUUUUAACAACCAGGAGUUCGCGGCUCUGCUGGCGCAGUCAGUGAAUCAGGGCUUCGAAGCCGUGUACCAGCUGACCAGGAUGUGCACGAUUCGGAUGAGCUUCGUCAAGGGAUGGGGAGCAGAAUACAGGCGGCAGACGGUGACCAGCACUCCCUGCUGGAUCGAGCUGCAUCUCAACGGGCCCCUGCAGUGGCUGGACAAGGUCCUGACGCAAAUGGGCUCCCCGAGUAUUCGUUGUUCCAGCGUCUCCUAAGGAAACGGCUCCAGGGGCGGGUGGGGGGAACAGAGACUCUGGAAAAUGGAAUUGGCUUAACCCUUAGCAAAAUGCAAAGUGCAUAGCAAACAAAUUCCCCAUUAUCGAAGUGAUGAGAAAAAAAAAAUCUGCCAAACAGAAAGAAAAGGUGGGUUUUCCUUUGCUUUUUGUUUUUUUUUAAACUAAAUAUUCAUUUAAGCCACUUCCACUGAAACUGUCAGCACUUUGGUUACGAUGCUACGGGCCAUUUCAGUUAGAACUUGAAGCUGAAGUUUAUCGUGAUGCAACACCUGGGCUUGGUUUCAGCGUGUCGGGCUGUGUGGCCGCUGGGAGGACACAGGACACACGGACACUUGGGGGAAACUUCACAUUUGCGUCCCACAACUCCAGGCUCAUGUCACACAGCAUCGCUGGAAAGACAAAUACGUUGGGAUGACGUUGCUCAUGCGUCCCCGUCUCCAUCCACCUGCUCCUCGCCGGAUUGCAGCAGCGGGGGAAAAGGAAGCAUUUAAAGCACACGAGAACUAAUUCACCCAGAAAUGUUCCCAAAAGGAAUGAAUUUCCCCCACUGGGCUACAAAGGAGGAGGCAGAGUCUUCCGGGAUGCAGCUCACGUUCUCAGGCUGGAUCAGCGUGAAGCAAAAGGCCCAACUUAAAGCUCCUUCUGCUGUUGCUGCAGCGAGUUUUGCUGCUCGCAAACAGACGUUUGUUGCAUGGGGAGCUCUGCCCGGAUGAGUUAAACCUUCGCUGUCAUGCGGUCUAUUUGCAUUAACUACAGAAAGUUUGUGUUUUGUUUUCUCAGCCUGUCGAGCGGCAUCUGCCGCUUGCUGAACUCCGUGGCCAGGUCUGGCGCUGGGAGCGCGCAGGCCCUGCUGCCCUUUGCAGAACAUGCCGCGUGACGUCGGCAGGUCAGAGUGCGCCUGAACCAGCACAUCUCCGACACAGACCCGCUGCUUACCCCCGAUUUCAGCUGGUGGAAAUGCUCUGACAUGUGGGGGUGUUUUGCCUGGAGAAAUUGGGAGAGUUUUGUAUUUGCUUGUAUUAUAAAAUGUUCAUUUUCAAUAGACGUGCUCCAGCCUGUUUAAUAUUAUUUUUUCCCUGCAGCAGCUGUCAUGGCAAACAACUCCCACAACUGGAAAAGUCCCCUGGCACUUGUUUUCAUGGUUCAAAUUUGCCAAAUAAGUCUCAUAACUUUGUCAGUGCUAUCCAGUUAUCUGUUUCUUUACACCUGUAUUGAAUAUCACGUGUGUUUGUGCCAAAAUAUUAGAAGGGGGAGAGGAGAUAAUGAGUUUCCUAUGGAAAUCUUUUUUCACAUACAAAAUGCGAUCACACGAGCUGGUUUUCUUCCCGAAACAAGACAUGUCAUUUUGUGUGUGAAAUUUGAAUUCUGAGGGAAGACUUUUGGUGGUGGUUUGUGCUCCUGAAUGACACGGGCACUCUGGAAUCGCCUCUGGCAGCAUUUUGACGGGAGGUUUCCCGUGGCUGGGAUCCCAGCGCUGCAGCUUUUCUAGGAUUCUUUAAAUUUUAGUUUAGUUUUUGCAACGUGUCCGGUUUUAGUUAAAUCUCUGGUUGCACGGACUUGUGCAAUAAGAUCAUCUGUAUAAAACAGGAUUUCCUACCCACUUCAACAGUAGGUCUGUCGUCGUGGGGUGAUUUGGCUCAUACUGUCAGAUAGAGGUUUCUAACGCAGUUGCAAACAAAAAUUGAUCCCGACUUUUGUGGAGGUAUUUGACUUGCUGUUUUAGUGAGACAGGGAGUCAAACCUGCCAUGUGAAAUGGCCCGAGUUUCCUCCCCCAGUUUCUUUAAGUCACAUUUGCUUAUUUUAAUGGACAAACUGUUUAUCUCCAUACCAGUGGAGGACACUGGACUCUGUGGUGCCUUGUGCGUUAGCAGCAACAUCGAAAUCUUAAAUUCCUGUGUCGGUGUGAGCAGGACCCGGCCUGACCUGGAAUAAACCCCAACUUUAAUACCGGGUUUGCACACAAAACCACCUCCUCAGCCAGACUAAGAAUUGGACCGGGAUUUUCUCUAUCAAUCAGAUUUAUAUCUUCUACUUGAGACAGAAUAAUGAAUUGCCAACUGUUAUUAGUAGAUGCCUUUUGAAAAAGAGGAUUGAGAUGAUACAUAAAAACUGUGGACAAUCUCACCUCAUCAUCCUGUAGGUAAAACGAUUUUGAAUGGAAAAUGUAAGCGGGUCGAGCAGCACCGUUAGAGAAAAUUUAGAUUGUCUCCACUAAGUAUGAAUUUCCUCUCCUCCCUUUGUUCUCUUUCUCACUGAUUCAGACAAGCUUUAUAGUUUCCCAGGUUCCUUUAUGAAGUGAACCGGAAGGCGCUGAGCCCUGCGCCCAUGACAAGCUGGAGGUUGGGGACGGGCUGCGGCCCGGGGGACGUUUGGGCUGUUUCCUUCUGCGUUGCGCAGUUGAUUGUUCAGAUGAAAGCGAAUUCCCCCGCCAGAUCUGAAAAUUGCUCAAUGACGCCGUUCCCGUGGACACUAACGAAGAUUCGGCCGUAGAGGUGCACAUGGCUUCGUGGUUUUACUUUUUUUUCUAAAACUUUAUAAAAGUAGCUUUGAUAUGUAGCACAAGCGUAUGCUAUCGGCCCUGCCCCGCAUUGCCUACCUGUACUGGAAUAACUUCUCAUUUCGUGGUAGUCUUGGCUCGUUUUACAUACAUUUUUGUUACUAGUAGAGAGUCACUAGCAGGAACUUUGACUCUUUUUAAGUGGUGUAGCCGACACAAGGGCCUGGCUGCUGGCAGAUGAUUUUGUUGGCCUUGUGGUUUUAAAUAACUGUGGUGAUUUAUUUUUUUUUUUUUUACUAUUAUUAAUGUAUUGAACCGAACUGCAGUUUGUAUUUUGUGUUAAACUUGUUUUAGGAAUAAUCCAGUGCUGUCCAUUUGAUUUAAUCGCCAGGAAUCAUCAUGUAGUUGUACAAAGACGGAGAAAUCUAAUGAUAAGAAAUCUCCCCAAAGCUCUGGCUACCCAGAUUUGCUGGGGAUAACUUUGAAGAGCUAAAGCAAUUAGUUCCUCUCCCCUCACUCUGAACGGCGCAGAGGGCUCCUUUGCAGGGUGAUGGAUAUUCAGGGCUCCAUCGCACAGCAAAUGGUGACAUCCAGAUGUGCCUCGUGCUGCCGAGUAACUGGAAAAAGCACGAGGAGCAAAAAGAAGCCGGGGAAGGACUUUGGCCACGUCCCGAAACAUCCGUGAGCUUUCCCAGUUCUCUGAGGUACGGGCUGGGUAGGAGGAAUGGGAUCUCACAGAUAAGCUGGUAAGCUAGAAUGAGAAAUAAUUAGUCACUAUAUAGUAGCUGAUUGAGCGGUAUGGUUAAGAAAUUCAGUAUAUUUUUUUUUUUAUUAUGUACAUGCUUUUGUAUUUAUGUUGUCAUUCUCGAAUAUUCAGAUGAAUCAAAUAUUUAAUUUUUAACAGAAAGGGCAAUUAAGGAUUUCCGAGUGUUAAAUCUUUCCUACGUUCCUUUCUGGCGAUCGCUGGAAAUCGGGGCGUUACUGAUGUGAGAACAAGAGACUCACCCCGGACCUGAGCAACAAACCCGGGCAAGUCAAACACACCAAGGACUUCAGCAGGAGCCUUUGCCCGGCUGCUCUUUGACCUUUUAGCAACAACGUCAGGUUCCCAGAUGGGCCCUUGAAUUGUGCUUUUCAGGUCUUUUCAGAUUUAUGAGGCUUUAAAAAGACAAGAACACCUUAACUCCAUAAACGUUUUGGUUUAUCUCGCGUUUCCUCCAGUCCGUGGAUCCUGAGAUGCACCAGUUGGCUCUCCCGACGUCCGUCACGCUGCAUCGACCUGUUCCCCCCUCGCUAAAAUGUAUGAGCAUGUUUGCAUUAGUGGUUUUAGAUUUUCUUAACCUGAGAUUGUAUGUUAACGGCCGGUGAUGUCACCUACCCGCUUGAGCUUGUUCAGCAUUAUUCACCUAUUUUGUUACUAAAGGCCUGUACUACGUAUGCCCUCUUAUUUCAUAUGUGAAACUGUAAGUUCUAUUUUUGACAUUUUAAUAAACUUUGAUUUGAAAACUGA